AUGUAUAUAUGUCAGGUAAGUAUAUUGUUGUAUAGUCUUGUUGGGGUUGCACUUGCAUCUAUCGGAGACCAAUCGGAAGACUUCGUCUCGUGCGUCGAAGAUUGCAAUUCAUAUUUGAAAUGUUCCAAUCCUAGACUGUACCCAGCUCCCAAGUACCAGAUGGUUACCCCCAUUGUAAAGUAUACACCACAAGAUUUCUUGGAAUAUCAUCAAAUUGGGUACAUCCCCAAAAUAUUAUUUGAUUGGGAUUGUUCUCUGAAUUGUAAUUAUCAAUGUACUCAAUUCACAACUCAAAAUAAUAUGGUUAAUGAAAAGCCAGUUGUACAAUAUUUUGGUAAAUGGCCAUUCAUAAGAAUCUUUGGUAUUACAGAAAUAUUUUCUGUAGUAUUUCUGUUAUUCAAUUUAUAUUCAAAUUGGAUAAAUUUACCUAAAAUACAUUCUGAAUAUGAGAAACAUAUAAAUAAUGAAUUCAAGAAUAUGUAUCUUCAAUAUUUGAUUUUAUUAUAUGUUUCCAUUACUGGUUGGAUUUUCAGUACUUUAUUCCAUAUCAGAGACUCUCCAUUGACUGAAACUUUAGAUUAUUAUGGAGCAAUUGCAAUCAUUGUGUGCAACUUUAAUACCAUCACAAUUCGUUACUUUGAACUAUACAAGGCAAAAUAUAAUAAAAUUCGAUAUAUUUUCCAAUUCAUAUUAUUUUCGAUUUAUAUUUUACAUUUAAUCAAAUUACAAAAUCAUUGGGAUUAUGAUUAUAAUAUUAAAUUUAAUCUUGUUUUCGGAGUUGGCGCAUUAAUAUUAUGGUGUUUACAUUCAUACAAUGUAAAUAUUUUAUAUGGGAAAAACAAUCAUAUUUAUAAUAAUUCAAUUCAAUUAUUACCUUAUGAAACAAAAAUUAUGUCAAAAUUGGAUAAAACAAUUUAUUUAUCAAAUGUUAAAUUAAUUCCGAUAUUGCCAAUUAUUUUGAAUGCUGUGUUGAUAUUUGGUAUGAGUUUAGAAUUAAUUGAUUUUGUUCCAAUUUACCUAUUGAUUGAUGCGCAUAGUUUGUGGCAUUUUGUUACUAUAUUCCCAACAUUAAUUUGGUAUGAUUGGAAUAUCUGGGAUAUUGAAUUGAAGAAAUUAAGUUCUGAUGUUAAUAAGUUUAACUAG
Messenger RNA from [Candida] anglica, 1143 nucleotides. NCBI's taxonomy places the organism in Eukaryota, Fungi, Ascomycota, Pichiomycetes, Serinales, Debaryomycetaceae. The record is from the annotation of a GenBank genome assembly.